AUGGACGCUCAAGGAAGGCACUUUAAGGAUAAACUUCACCGGUAUAACGCUGUCUUUGCUUUUACUUCUUUUGAGUACGACAUUGUCUCAGAUGAAGAUCGUACCAAAAACAGCGGCAACAACAAUAGCAAUAGAAGUCGAAUAAACGUCUUUCAGAUCUAUGGCGCACUUUGUCACCAUCAAGGAGCUUUGACUCCAGUCAAGGGUAGUGAAGCUUUCUACGCCCAGCUGUAUAUCUUUGAUUCUUCCUAUGCCGCUGAAUGGAGACAAGCACGAAACGGCAACCUUGAUCCUGAGUUCAUUAGAGUUUUCAGCUAUGCUUGCCCAAUUUCAUCGAUGAGAAUGUGUUUAACUGAAGGAGGCGAUAGACGCACUCUCAAUUUUCCAACAAUGGAGGAAAUUGUUGCUGUUAUCCCAAUCGAGUAUGGUGAUAGAGGCUCCAGUGAUAUUGUUCUUACCUUGAGAGGCAAUAACAGUCUUUGUCAAAACAUUGGAUUUGAGCAGUACUUUAAACGUGUUAGCCAGGCACAUGCUGCAUACAUGUCAACUCAAUAUAUAAUCUUAUUUCCUCAUGGAACAUCCACUGUUCCUGAUAAUUAUGAUAAUGAUCCAUGA
Molecule: messenger RNA, 615 nt
Organism: Rhizopus microsporus ATCC 52813
Lineage: Eukaryota; Fungi; Mucoromycota; Mucoromycetes; Mucorales; Rhizopodaceae
Exons: 4
Coding region: 1-615 (204 amino acids)
Source: RefSeq, a predicted model, not a curated record